Racocetra fulgida is the source of this 336-nucleotide messenger RNA. NCBI's taxonomy places the organism in Eukaryota, Fungi, Glomeromycota, Glomeromycetes, Diversisporales, Gigasporaceae. The record is from the annotation of a GenBank genome assembly.
UUAAUUAAAAAUAAUGAAAAUAUUUAUAAUUUAAUUCAAGACGAUGUGAGUAUCUACGAUUUAACUCAAGACGAUGCAAGUACCUACGAUUUAACUCAAGAUAAUGAAAUUAUCUAUGAUUUAACUCAAGACAAUAAAAAUGUCUACGAUCUAAGUCAAGAUAAUGAAAAUGUUUAUGAAUCAACUCAAGACAGUGAUUUAAUUCAUAACAUUAAUUCAGCUACAGGUGAAAAUCAGUUUCAGUUAGCUAUAAGUGAAUGCGAGUUUAAUGAAAACGAUAGAGAGGAUAUGUAUUAUGAAAAUGAAAUGGUCGAAUAUGAAAAUAUUUGGGACUAG